AUGGUAUCCAGAGCACCAAAUAAGACUACACUAGCUACUUUCAUCCUUUCCGUCUUCGAAUCUUACGCUCUGCCAAUGGGCAGAGGGCCUCCUAACGAACCCUCCUACAACGACUUCUGGCCCCUAAGCCAAAUGUUACAAUCGGAGCAUCCAUAUGGGAAACGGCGUGCGUUAACAGUUAUCUCACUGGAAACAAUCAUCGACCCUGUUAUUUGCUGCUCGGAAAUAAUGGCACCUACGUCCACGGUGGAGGCGAAGUGCUUCCAGCACCCUGAGUACGCAAGGCGACAGAACAGACUCGACGGGGCCACGACGCUUCGUAGCAUCCAGGAGAUUCACCGGAAAUCCGGAAACGUGGACAUCAGGAGCGUGCAAGUUUUUACAGGCAUCGUUACCAACGAAAUUGCCGAACUCUUUCGCAAUGGUGCGGAUGAGUCGAUCAGAGUCAACAAGGAAUCCAUCGAGUUGAGUCUUCAGGCCAGUUAUUGUUUUGCCAACAGCAGCUAUUCUAUAUUCAAGGUGAAGAGCAAUCUAGUAUCGACUACAAGGCCAUAG
This is a messenger RNA of Paecilomyces variotii, 555 nucleotides long. RefSeq lists its product as hypothetical. The transcript has 2 exons. The record is from RefSeq and is a predicted model, not a curated record. NCBI's taxonomy places the organism in Eukaryota, Fungi, Ascomycota, Eurotiomycetes, Eurotiales, Thermoascaceae. The coding region runs from base 1 to 555 and encodes 184 amino acids.